Corylus avellana is the source of this 3937-nucleotide messenger RNA. Its product is annotated as nuclease. Lineage: Eukaryota; Viridiplantae; Streptophyta; Magnoliopsida; Fagales; Betulaceae. The record is from RefSeq and is a predicted model, not a curated record.
AGGCUUUUUUCCUGUUUGAAGUAUAUAAUCAUGUUUGACUUUAUAGAAUAUCUCAUUCCUUCCAUUGAUAAUCUAAUUCAUGCUUUAAAAUGAAGGUGGGCCUCCUGGGUGCUAGAUUUUUGAAUAAAUCCAUUAUAUGGCACAAUUUAUGGAAAAGGAUGGAAAAGGGGGGCAAAAAUAAGAGUUUAUUCAGCCCUUUGUGAUAAGAGAUAUAUUUUUCCACCUUCUUGGUAUCCUUUUUCUGAGAUUGCUGAGUAUUGGAGAAGUUCCAAACCAUCUAAACAUAGCUGUAGAGCCAUCUAUUGGAUUGGCUGUGCUUUUCUGGCACAUCCCACACCCCACAACUUCACAUAAGGGUAACAAUGGUAAGGGGGUAACCCUACUUGGGAAUUAUACAAGAGAAUUUAAGUCAAGUUGUUGGGGGGGAUAGAAGCUCUUCAUUUUUUCUCAAUACCCUGUAUGUUCCUCCCCUCUCUCCUUACCAUGCAAUUGUCCUCUUAGUUCAUUCCUUAUAACUCGUCAUUGUUAGUUCAGGUAUGCCCAUGAGCUCUAGCUCAAAUGGCACUUCCUUCCCUCAUAAGAAUUGGUUGGAGAGUGACGUUUUGGGUUCAAGACGUAUGUAGCAAUAAAAAAUAUUAUGAUUGUCGGUUCAAGUAUUGGAUGAUAUAAAAAAUCAUGUGCAUUUAUUAAGGAAGAUGGCCCAUAUAUAACAAGAACUUUGUUUUUCUUCAUCCUAAUUCUGCAAGUUGCUUGCUAGAAAUUUAUUCAGGUGGAGGCCUGGAGGACCAAAAUAUUGGCUUUCAAUUUGAUAUGUUGUAAAGGUUGGCAAUGAAGCAAUGACAUCUGGCAUACAAUUUUAGAAUUGUGGUUAGAGUGGGAUAAUUUAUAACCUACUUGGAAAUAAAUGUAAAAAAAAAACAAAACCUAUUUAAUUAGAUUAUGAAUAAGCUAAUAGAACGAUGGAGGCAUGAAAAGAUCCUGUCGGUAAUGCUGACAAGUAACUGCAUUUAGUGCUAAAUCUGAGUUCUCAGAUCUCAUUCUUAAAAAGGUGAUAAUGAAUGCCACUUGGGAGUGUGGAAUAAUCAGCUUAGUUGAUGAUUCUACACGAUAUUUGCCAAGUCUUUCUGUCCAAUAUAGGGGUAUUCAAGAGACCAUCCAAUGGUGCUUUUGUUAGUCAAGUUAUUGCUACUGGUAAUACUUGUUGCUUGAUCUAUGUUUGCGGAGAUGUUAAAACUUAUAGCUGGAAGAAGUAAUGAACAAGUCCUUUUAACAAGGUGUGAUUUGUUUGAGUGACAAAAGGAUUCUUGACAAUCUUUCCCACUUGUGGGGUAGAAGGGUGGGUGAGAGGGGUGGUGGAGGGGACUGAUUAUGUUUGUUCUUCUUUGCCUUGCUGGUUUUGGUUGUGUGGGUCCAUUAUACGUCACUUCUCUCUUGAAGGAUAAACUUCUGGGCUUGGAGUCUCAUGUGUUUGAAUGCUGUUUAGGGUGACUAAACUUCUGUUUGGUGUCAUGGAAUAAAGCAUGUCAAAUUUUGAAGGUGAACGGAAUUUGGAGAAUGUCUACUUUCUCUAUUCUAGGAUUGUGCCCCAUUUUGGCACUUAAAAAUUUGUCAGAUAUUGGAGAAAUAGAAUGGCAGUAACUUUUUAGUUAUCAGUUACCAUUGAUGGAUCUAAACUUUGAGCUGUACUUAAGGUUGCGAAAUUGCCUGCUUUGUCUUAUCCAUCUUGGUCUCUUCUUCCUUAAUAAGGGAGCAUUUUCCUAUUAUUUUUGAGAAGCAUAACUGUGUUGGAAAUUCUUUGGUACAGGAUCUGAAAUCAUAAAGGGAACUUAUUUUCACAUUCCCAGGGCUUGGUAGGCACUGCGAUUCUUAUAAGAGAAGCUAUUUUCUUUUGAUGUGGGGUAAAGGUGGCAACAUAAUGUUGUUGUGCCAAUAUUCUUGCAAAACCUAAUUGGAUGUUCUUAAGGAGAAUUUUGUGGUUAAUCUUUGUAGUAGGAUUUGUGUCUACAUUUGAAUCACUUCAAUAUAUUCUCUAGUGGAUUCAUAGAUAGGCUGAUUUUGAGACCUACUUUUCCAUAGAGAGUAGCAUCAGCUUAUACUGGUUCUGAAGAAAUGUAGCAUCUUCUCAUAAGUAUCCAAUUGGUUUGGUCUGUUUUUUAAUUUUUACAAGUUAUUCGUAUAGCAAUCCUUAGGGGUGGGCAAAAUAUCUGAUUGCUGCCUACCGACUUUCGGUUGUCGAUAGUUAGAAUAAAAAAAUUGUUUCAAUGUCGGUUCAGUUUGGUAGGCGGUAGAAUUUUUAUUUUGUUGGUUAACUGAACCGAACCAAGCCAAACCAAACCAAGUCGACUAUUCGAACCCAACUUAACUGACUUUGGCCCUCAAUAGUUUUUUGCAUCACAUGUUUAGCCCAAAAAAUGUCCAAUAAACACUUGUUUUGCCCCCAAAACAACCAUUUGGGCCAAAAAAAAUCCAUUUUGGUCCAUAAAAAUAGGCUUGGCCUAAUAUGAAAAGCUCAUCACCGACUGAGUUAACCGACUUAACCGAAAUAUGCCUACUGUCACCAAUUUAACCAAUACCCAUCCCUAGCAAUCCUCCUCAGAGGUGAGUUUUGCCAUGGUGAGCUCUGAUGAUGAAAAGGAUGGAGUCCUUGCAAAUUACAUCCCAAAAGAGCUGACCCAUGGUUUGGGAUCUAAUGAUGCAAAAUUUGUAGAUGAAGUACUUAAUGGUCAAAAUGAAGGUUGUUGUGAAAAUUUUCGCAUGGAUAAGCAUGUCUUUUACAAGUUAUGUUAUAUUUUACAAGCCAAAGGCCUGCUACGGCACACAAAUCGAAUCAAGAUUGAGGAGCAAUUAGCCAUUUUCAUGUUCAUAAUUGGUCAUAAUCUACGGACUCGAGCUGUCCAAGAGUUAUUUCGAUAUUCAGGAGAAACCAUCAGUCGCCAUUUCAAUAAUGUCUUGAAUGCAAUUAUGGCCAUUUCAUUAGACUUCUUUCAGUCUCCAGGGUCCAAUGUUCCACCUGAGAUCCUGGAAGAUCCAAGAUUCUAUCCAUACUUUCAGGAUUGUGUGGGAGCGGUUGAUGGCAUCCAUAUUCCGGUGAUGGUAGGUGUAGAUGAACAAGGUCCUUUCCGCAACAAGAAUGGCAUGCUUUCGCAAAAUGUUGUGGCAGCUUGCUCACUUGAUCUCAGGUUCCAUUAUGUUCUGGCCGGCUGGGAAGGCUCAGCAUCAGAUUUGCAAGUCCUAAAUUCUGCACUCACAAGGCGAAACAAACUGCAGGUCCCUGAAGGUAAAUACUACCUUGUAGACAACAAGUAUGCAAAUAUGGCAGGUUUCAUUGCCCCGUAUAAUGGUGUUCCCUAUUACUUGAAGGAGUUUCCUAGUGGCUAUCAUCCCCAAGAUGCCAGAGAGCUAUUUAAUCAACGUCACUCAUUGUUACGAAAUGCCACCGAUCGUAUAUUUGGUGCUUUGAAGUUCCGAUUCCCUAUAUUGAUGUCCGCUCCUCCAUACCCGUUACAAACACAGGUGAAGUUGGUCGUGGCAGCGUGUGCGAUACACAAUUACAUUCGUAGGGAGAAACCAGAUGAUUGGAUUUUUAGAAUGUAUGAGCAUGACAGUACUGAACUGCAGAUCGAGGAGUCAUUGCCGCCUUUAGAGGUGCAGCAGCCCAUGAUGCAUAUCGACACCCAAACGCUGGACAUUGGUUUGGAAACAGAACAAGAAGAAAUUUCUUCGCAACUUCGGGACUCUAUUGCAACUGAGAUGUGGAAUGACUAUAUCCGUGACUUCUCAACCAUGUAAAUUAACCGAUCUUAUUACAGUUUCCAGGCUAGGAUUAAAAUUUUUUCCGCAUCAAGAACCAGAAGAAAGAUUUUCCAUUGUGAUUUGAUGCUGUACAUUGGCCCUUCUGUUCAUACAAAAGGAAAUAUAUUGCUGCUAGUUCAUACUU